Messenger RNA from Alnus glutinosa, 2827 nucleotides. RefSeq names its product ubiquitin carboxyl-terminal hydrolase 21. NCBI's taxonomy places the organism in Eukaryota, Viridiplantae, Streptophyta, Magnoliopsida, Fagales, Betulaceae. The transcript has 8 exons. Gene Ontology annotation, molecular function: cysteine-type deubiquitinase activity; cysteine-type endopeptidase activity. The coding region runs from base 279 to 2615 and encodes 778 amino acids. Gene Ontology annotation, cellular component: nucleus; cytosol. The record is from RefSeq and is a predicted model, not a curated record. Gene Ontology annotation, biological process: protein deubiquitination.
CUCUUUCCUUAAAAUUUGGUCUGAGCGGAAAAACCAAAAUAAUGAUGUACUGAGGUUUCCCUCCAUUUUCAAAAUCUCAAAUCCCCCACAAACCAAACCAUAUUUCAAACACUUUUCACUUUCCCUCUUUCUUCGCCCCCUCCCCAAUACAAAACCCUAGAAUUUCCCAAACUCAAAUUUGGAGCCAAAACAAUCUCUGAAAGAUCUCUUCAAAACCCACUUCUCAUUUUCACAUUUCUUACCAAUAACACACGCAAAACAGAGCGUCUGAAUCUGCCAUGGAAACCCAUCUCAGAGAAACCCUAGAACCCGACUCUGCUCCUUCAGAUUUUACUAUUUCCGAAGAAAUGUUUGAUGGGUCUUCAUCAUUGUCUCCUGAACUGCCUGUUUCUGAAGAAAUUCUUCGUGGGUCUUCAACAUCUUUUCCUUGCGAAGCCCUUGGUGAUCUUUCUUUGGUUGCUGCAUCAAAUCAAAACGGGUCUUCUCCACAUUUAGGUAAAAGAGCCCAAGAUGAUCGAUCUUUGGUCCUUUCGGCAUCGAAUCCAACUGGGUCUUCAACAAUUUUACCUCCUAUUAACGAAACCCUAGGUGGGUCUUCUUCUAUGCCCGCGCAAACAGAACCCGUUGAUGAUUAUCCCAAUUUCUCUAUCUGUAGUGAUGAGGAAACCCUACAACUGGAACCAUUUACCUCUUCCCCUGAUCGCUUUUUGGGUAACAAUUUAUUGGACUCUUCGUCAUCGCGAUGGUCUUCUUCACAUGGUUCUUCGCCAUGGCCAUCUUGCUCUUCCUCCAGAGGCACCUGGUCUUUAUCGCCUUCUUCCGAAGAAACCAAGCCUUCAGCCCUUUCAUUCUCUAUCGGCGAUAUCAAGCCGUAUAUGGUGGGUGCAGGGCUUGCAAAUCUAGGCAACACAUGCUUUAUUAAUGCCGUCUUGCAAUGCUUUACGCAUACUGUGCCACUUGUCCAGGCUCUUCGUUCUUGCCAUCAUGCCACGCCCUGUGACCGUGGUAGUGAAGGGUUCUGUGUUCUUUGUGCUCUCCUUGACCAUGUUGAACGGUCCUUAGCUUCUCCAGGAGGGAUUAUUUCACCUUUGAAACUUGUCGAUAAUUUGAACUAUAUAUCAUCUUGUUUUCAGAGAUACCAGCAGGAAGAUGCCCAUGAAUUUCUGCAAUGCUUUUUAGAUAAACUUGAGAGGUGUUGUUUGGAUUUGAAGAUAAAGGAUAAGAGUCUCUUACCCCAAGAUAAUAACCUUGUGGAAAGGGUUUUUGGUGGCCGUCUUGUAAGUAAGCUUCGAUGUUGCAAUUGUGGACACUCUUCUGAUACAUAUGAACCUCUGAUAGACCUGAGUUUGGAGAUUGAAGAUGUGGACACUCUUCCACGUGCCUUGGAGUCUUUUACCAAGGUGGAAAAGAUUGAAGAUUCAGGGACAAGAUUUAUAUGUGAGAAAUGCAAGGAGGAAGUGUUGAUGGAGAAGCAAUUUAUGCUGGACCAGGCUCCUUCAGUUGCUGCAUUCCAUUUGAAAAGAUUCAAAACUGAUGGGUCCUUUGUUGAGAAGGUUGACAAGCAUGUGGAAUUCCCUUUGGAGUUGGAUUUGCGGCCCUACACUACUGUCUGUCGGAACAAUAAUGUGGAAUUGAGGUAUAACCUGUAUGCAAUUGUUGUGCAUAUUGGGUUUUCAUCUACUUCUGGGCAUUACUUCUGCUUCAUUCGGUCCUCCCCAGAGACAUGGUAUAGGUUGGAUGACUCAAAGGUCACUAGUGUUGCAGAAGAGUUUGUGCUAUCUCAGGAGGCCUACAUUUUGUUCUAUGCAAGGGAGGGUACACCCUGGUUUUCAAGUUCAAUGGAAGCACAAAAGCCAUUCUUUGAUCCAAACAUAUUGAAUACAUCUCCCAAGUCAGUUCUAGAUAAUGCGGAUAGUGUCUGUGCUUUGUAUCCUAGCAUGGCUGGUACCAUUAAUUGUGAUGCCAAUGAAUCCAGAAAUGCUGCUGAGGGAAAUUCUUCUGUGUUACCCUGUGGAUCAAGACAAGAAGGGUUUGAGGUCAGUGAUGUUAGAGAUGCCGCUGCUGGGAGUUCUGUACAUUUGUCAAAGCAAGAUGAACCUAAAGAUGAUACUCCCAUGGAUUACACUUCAGCACAACUUGGGGCUCGUAAUCGCUGUGAUGGAUCAUACAAUGAUGAGAAAUUGUGUACUACAUCCUCUCCUGGGGGAAAUAACUGGCGUAAGGGGAUUGAUGAAGUUAAAGACGACGGUUUUCACCCGCUAACUCCACCUGGAUCUCCAAGUCCAGAAAAGGUUUCUUUGGCAUCUCAUGGUGUGAAGUAUCAUAUUCCCCGUGAUCAUCUUAAAAAGGAGAAGCCAGUUUGCAGUAAAAUACAGUUGAACGAGAGUGUGGAAGAUUCAGAGAGAAAGGCAGCUUUGAGAUGCAUUUCAAAGAGUGCGCCCAGUAGGCGCGCGAAACUUAUGGCUGCUCUGCUAGACAAGCCGAGUGAAGGUUCUCUGAACAAGAGGAAAAGAAUGGUAUCUUCCCCAUGUAAGAAGACCGGCCCCCAUAGUGCUCGCCGUAAAGCUAACCAUAAUUCAAUGAUGCAGCCUGUGGCAACUGCAAUUUUCCGCUGACAGUGAGUUUUUGCUUAAAACGCUCACCUGUCUUUUGAGACUUGAGAGCUCUGCUUUUGUGAUUGAUAUUACAUGAGAUGCAAUGCUUAUGUGGAAGCCUUUGAUAGGAGAUAGAAAUAAAUUGAGAUAUUAACCAAAAUUCCAUCUUGAAUAGUCGAAUAGAUGAUUGACAGCCAGUCCUCAAAUAUCAUAUGUUGUCUAUAUUUGGAUCC